UCUGUAAAAGAGAACUUUCUGCAGGAUAGAUGACUAAAGGUAACGGAGAAGAUCCAAAAACUGGAAGCAAGAUGGAACGCAUUCAACAAGGAGUCCGGAAACGUACACUUUUGGCCAAAAAAAAAGUGCAGAGCAUAACAAAGGAUGAUGUUAAAAGUUAUUUAUUGAGGAAUGCCUUUGUGCUUUUCACCGUUGUUGCUGUGAUUCUUGGUGUAAUCCUUGGAUUUUCUCUCCGAUCAUAUAAGAUGAGCUAUCGGGAAGUCAAGUACUUUUCAUUUCCAGGAGAACUACUCAUGAGAAUGCUGCAAAUGCUGGUCCUGCCACUGAUUGUAUCCAGUUUAGUCACAGGAAUUGCUGCCCUGGAUAGUAAAGCCUCAGGGAAGAUGGGAGUCCGAGCUGUAGUCUACUACAUGAGUACUACGAUCAUUGCUGUUCUGAUUGGUAUAAUCAUUGUGGUCAUCAUCCACCCUGGGAAAGGUACUAAAGAAAACAUGCACAGAGAAGGCAAAAUUGUGCAAGUGACAGCAGCAGAUGCCUUUCUUGAUUUAAUCAGAAAUAUGUUCCCUCCAAAUCUGGUGGAAGCUUGCUUUAAACAGUUCAAAACUAACUAUGAAAAGAAAAUGUUUAAAGUAACUGUUCCAUCCAAUGACACAUCCACAGUGGCUUCUAUAAUAAGCAAUGUAUCAGAAGCAAUGGAAACACUCACUCGAAUGAAAGAGGAAAUAGUUCCUGUUCCAGGUUCUGUAAAUGGAGUGAAUGCCCUUGGCUUGGUGGUUUUCUCAAUAAGCUUUGGCCUGGUGAUUGGAAGCAUGAGGGAGCAAGGUCGGGCAUUAAAAGAGUUCUUUGAUAGCCUUAAUGAGGCUAUCAUGAGAUUGGUAGCUCUAAUCAUGUGGUAUGCUCCACUUGGAAUCCUCUUCUUGAUUGCUGGAAAAAUUGUUGAGAUGGAAGAUAUGGGUGUGAUUGGUGGUCAGCUUGCCAUGUAUACUGUAACAGUUAUCAUUGGUUUGCUAAUUCAUGCUGUCAUUGUCCUACCUCUCCUCUACUUCCUGAUCACUCGUAAGAAUCCUUGGGUAUUUAUUGGAGGCUUAAUCCAGGCAUUAGUCACAGCUCUGGGAACGUCUUCCAGUUCUGCAACACUACCUGUUACAUUUAAGUGUCUAGAAGAAAUAAAUGGAGUAGACAAACGAGUUACAAGAUUCGUACUCCCAGUUGGUGCUACAAUUAACAUGGAUGGAACUGCUUUAUAUGAGGCUUUGGCUGCAAUUUUCAUUGCACAAGUUAACAACUUUGAUCUGAACUUCGGGCAAAUUAUCACAAUCAGCAUCACAGCUACAGCUGCCAGUAUUGGGGCUGCAGGCAUUCCUCAAGCUGGACUGGUCACCAUGGUCAUUGUGCUUACAUCAGUAGGCUUGCCUACAGAUGAUAUCACUCUUAUCAUUGCAGUGGACUGGUUCUUGGAUCGUCUCCGUACCACUACCAAUGUCUUGGGAGACUCCAUUGGAGCAGGAAUUGUUGAACAUUUAUCACGGCACGAGCUGAAGAACAAGGAUGCUGAAAUGGGUAAUUCUGUGAUAGAGGAGAAUGAAAUGAAGAAACCAUACCAGCUGAUCUCACAAGAAAAUGAGAGUGAGAAACCACUAGACAGUGAAACCAAGAUGUAG
Messenger RNA from Calypte anna (Anna's hummingbird), 1661 nucleotides. RefSeq names its product solute carrier family 1 member 3 (gene SLC1A3). Gene Ontology annotation, cellular component: plasma membrane. Gene Ontology annotation, biological process: D-aspartate import across plasma membrane; L-glutamate import across plasma membrane; L-aspartate import across plasma membrane. The transcript is spliced from 9 exons. The record is from RefSeq and is a predicted model, not a curated record. NCBI's taxonomy places the organism in Eukaryota, Metazoa, Chordata, Aves, Apodiformes, Trochilidae. Gene Ontology annotation, molecular function: glutamate:sodium symporter activity; L-glutamate transmembrane transporter activity; neutral L-amino acid transmembrane transporter activity. The coding region runs from base 30 to 1661 and encodes 543 amino acids.